Messenger RNA from Talaromyces atroroseus, 288 nucleotides. RefSeq lists its product as hypothetical. The record is from RefSeq and is a predicted model, not a curated record. NCBI's taxonomy places the organism in Eukaryota, Fungi, Ascomycota, Eurotiomycetes, Eurotiales, Trichocomaceae. Gene Ontology annotation, molecular function: DNA binding; protein dimerization activity. The coding region runs from base 1 to 288 and encodes 95 amino acids. The transcript has 2 exons.
AUGUCGUCUCCAUCUCCAUCUCCCUCCCCUGGCCCUGAUGUACGCGAACCAACCAACAAGCGCUCCAAAGCCCAGCAGAAACUGAGGCGAAGAAAGGGUCUUUUCAAGAAAGCAAAAGAGUUUAUCACCAAAUGUGACUCUGAUGUGUAUCUGAUUGUCCGAAACCGAAAGACUGGCCAGAUUCACUAUUUGAAUUCAGACUCAUCAGGGGAAUGGCCACCUGCUCAUCAGAGUCUUAGAAAGUAUGAAGCUGGUAAACACCAAACCCUGGAUAGCUGCAAGGGUUGA